This is a messenger RNA of Phasianus colchicus (ring-necked pheasant), 2737 nucleotides long. It is a transcript of the gene NFILZ, whose product is annotated as NFIL3 like basic leucine zipper. Lineage: Eukaryota; Metazoa; Chordata; Aves; Galliformes; Phasianidae. Gene Ontology annotation, biological process: circadian rhythm; regulation of DNA-templated transcription; DNA-templated transcription. Gene Ontology annotation, molecular function: DNA binding; DNA-binding transcription factor activity. Gene Ontology annotation, cellular component: nucleus. The record is from RefSeq and is a predicted model, not a curated record.
AUAAUCUUUAAGGUCUCCUCCAACCCGAGCCUUUCUAUGAUUCUAUGAUUACCAGCAUGGGAUCUUUCUCCCCACAUCUACUGCAUGCUCAGGGUAAUUCUGCCCUCCUUCCUUCCCCUCCCAUCUCCCAGUGGGGCUCUGCCACCACUGCCCCUCACCAGCACGGCCCCCUCCCUCAGCUCCAUGCAUGAGGCACUUGGACACGUAGCUUUCUGAGUGACUCAACCCCUGCAGCAGACUCUCUUCAACUUCAGGCUCAGGGAGGCCACCCCCUCCACUGCCACCACUGGGGAUGACGAGUGUUAAGGGUGUAAAUGCUAACGGGAAGCAUAGUGAAAGCAGCGGUGCCACCGGGGCCACCUGAUUCUCGUAGUGCUGUCUGCCCUGCCACCUCCUCUUACGUAAUGACUGCAUGACUCUGGCUUUCCUGAGACCUCAUUAUUUAAAAAAAAAAAAAAAAAAUUAAAAGAUAAAAGAAAAAAAGAUCUUCACUGACCCACUGGCACGUUUCUCAGGACAGGGCUGUCACCAGCAAUCAAGCUCUGAGGCAGAAGAGGAGCUCAUCACCCCUCACCCUGCACAGUGCUUGUUGGACAGGAGCCAAUGCAGGCUGACCCUGUGUGACCUACAAGGACAUCCUCAUGACAGGCACUGGGAGCAAGAGGUGGACAAGGAGAAGACAAACUACUUUACCCGAUGCAGCUGAUGAGUUUACACAGUGAAAAAGCCACCUGUUCAUCUUUGACUCAUUCAACAAAGAAGUCACGUCAAAUACUAACUUGAAAAAUUCCUGAACUGAGCUGCAUCAACAACCAUGGACAACUUCAUGGCGCCGCUGAGCGCCAUCAGCGACCUCACACUUCAGCACAGCAAAGCAAAGUUCCUGCACAGCAGAGUGAGCGGACCCUCCCGGCGCAAACGGGAGUUCAUGCCAGACGAGAAGAAGGACAACAUGUACUGGGAGAAGAGACGCAAGAACAACGAGGCGGCCAAACGCUCGCGGGAGAAGAGGCGACUCAAUGACUUUGCCAUGGAGAGUCAGCUGGCCGCGCUCAGCGAGGAGAAUGCCAUCCUCAGGACGGAGCUGCUGGCCCUCAAACUGCGCUUUGGGCUCAUCAGCCCUGAUGCCAGCACCCACCAGGGCCGCUCCCUGCAGGAUUUCCUGGGGAUUUAUUUCCGAGGGCACAAAGGGCUCUCGCCGUUCCCUGAAGCAGAGCCCUUUGCUGGGGAUUCCUGCCGCUUCACGAAGAGCUUUGUGCCAAGGGUGCUGGAGCCGGCCGACUUUUCAUGCAAAACCUUUAACCCAUCUAGAAACUUCCUUGGCUGUGACUCAAAGCCAGUUCCUAUGGACACACCUGGCCUACACCAACCAAAGAGGCUCGAUUCAGCCUUCAGAUCCACAGUUUGCUCUCCUUUCCUUGAUUACCACUGCCCAGACAAACAUGCGUUCCAUUUGCCUUUCCCAGGCAGUGCCUGCUUCUCAUCCCCUUGUCCUGGUCUGGCAGAGGUGAGCAAGGAGAGCACCACGACUGUCUCAGAUGAAGAUGAUGAGCAGCAAGUGCCCAAAACUUCUCCUCCACCCCCAUGUAGCUUGCCCUCCCCUUUAGAAGAUCACACAAAGGGCCGAAGCUCUUCAGCUCUGCCUCACAAACUCCGGAUUAAGACCAAAGCCCUCGGAGGACAGUGACCAUGGACCCCUCUGUGGGAGCAGAAAUAACUCCUCUGGGAGCAGACAUGAUUUAUUCCAAUGACAUGAACCGUUUGGAAGGAGGGGUGUGAGGGAAAUGUCUUUAAAGAAGGAAGUAAUUUUUUCUCUUUGGCUUAAAUGCUGAGGGAAGUCAUAGGGCUGGGCUGCAUCACUACAGCACAACUGCAGUUGGCCAUGAUGUCAGUCUUGCUGUGGUGGACCUGCCAGACCCCAUGACUGCUGGUAAGCUUCAGUUUCACCUGGUUGCUCUACUUGCCAACCAAACAAAAACUUCAUAGCAUCACAGAAUGGGUUGGAGGGGACCUUAAAGAUCAUCUAGUUCCAAGACCCAGCUGUGGGCCGGGUGCUCCCCACCAGAUCAGGCUGCUCAGGAUCCCAUCCAACCUUGAAGUGUGAAGGAAUGAGGGGCAGGAAGAGGCAAAGAGGUGGUGCCCACAUCAUGGAACACAAUAGUGGCUCCACACCACUGCUACAGCUGCUGGGUGUGACCACCAUUUUAAUUCCCUUUGCUUUGUCAUCACCUCUAUCUUCACAAACAGGGAUGAAAAUCUAAUUGUUUAACACUGGAAAUUGUGGAUAGAAAGAGUUUCAUACCCUCCAGCUGUCUGGAGCAAGAAAAAGGAAUAGCAGUAAGAAGGCAGCAGAUUCACUCUGGCAUGAACUGAGAGCAGAACCUGGUCCAUUUCACCCUCACUUUGUCAUAAUUUAUCUUCAGAGGGAAUGAACUCUUUUUCUCUUUGACUGGAGACAGCACGGUCCGUAAGAUACAUUUAUUUCCAUUUAUUUUUGUAACAGCUAUUUUGGAGGACUAUUACUAUUUUUUGUUUUACUAAAAAGUGAAACAUCUCUUCGUCCUACUUCUUUCCUUGUAAAUAUUUUCAGAAAUGCACGUAAGCAUUUUCAGAAAUGACACUUCUGUAUUUGAAAAUUGCUUUUAUAAAACAUUCUCUUGACUUUAGCUGAAUUGUCUGAUCCAUUUUCUUAUUUUGAAAUUAAUUACUUACAAAAUAAAACCGCUCCGUGGCACAC